Molecule: messenger RNA, 2222 nt
Organism: Grammomys surdaster
Lineage: Eukaryota; Metazoa; Chordata; Mammalia; Rodentia; Muridae
Gene: Pced1a
Product: PC-esterase domain containing 1A
Exons: 7
Coding region: 656-2095 (479 amino acids)
Source: RefSeq, a predicted model, not a curated record
CCAUCAGCACUAUGGGCAAGCUAUGCUCUCGGACGGUAUCAGGGCUUCGCGCCCGCCCGAGUGGGCCUAGUCCUGAUUCCUGUCCUCCACAGCGGCCAACCUCGCUGCCUUUCUGACUCCUACGGCGUUGGGGGUCGCAUAGGGCGGGACAUAGGUGACCGGAAGUGGGAGCCUUGAGCAUCUCCUGAAGCGCAGAUGCUGGAGGCGUUGGCUGGACCACCGCAACGCACGCAUGGAGAGCGCUGGGCGUCGAGCUGCGUACCGACAGCUAACCUGGGCACCCGGGCUCUGUGGGGCAGGAUCUUUACAGAACCCACCGCUCUCCAGGAGCAUGGGAACUUGACUCUAGGUCAGGAACCCGCUGCGGACAAGGCGCGUAGCGCUCGGACUUGCCCUACUGGCCGGUGAAUCCCUGGAGCCCCGAGACUUGGUAACUGGCGCGAGCAGAUGAGUGCGCACGCGCGGGGCCGCCGUUGACACGUGUCAGAGAGCAAGGGACUCUCUGCCGGCGCGAAGCGCCCUAGUAUAGGACCACGGCCAAGUGACCCUCCUCCUUUCCUCCGAUUGUGAUAAAGGCUGGUGCCGUCUUGGGAUUCGCCUUGCCGCCCCACUCUUCUCCCUAUUACUCAGAGCAGCCAGGGAGGGGCCAUCGCGUAUGGGUCAUCUUGGAACAGACCCACCUACCUUGAUUCUCUGCCCUCUAUCAGCUUAUUGGCCUCUCCCUGCAGCUGGUGUCAGUGGCAGCAUGGUCUUCUGUUUGGAAAACGAGAUGCCGCACCGCCUGCUGGGGAGCACCACGGUCCACUUCCAUGCCUCGGAAGUCCAGCAGCUGCUACACAACAAGUUUGUGGUCAUUUUGGGGGACUCCAUCCAAAGAGCUGUGUAUAAGGACCUGGUGCUUCUGCUCCAGAAAGACACACUGCUCACAGCUUCCCAGUUAAAAGCCAAGGGGGAGCUGAGCUUUGAACAGGAUCAGCUGGUGGCUGGGGGCCAGCUGGGAGAGCUACACAACGGGACACAGUACCGAGAGGUCCGUCAGUUCUGCUCUGGUUCUGGCCACCACCUUGUUCGCUUCUACUUCCUCACCCGUGUUUACUCCGAGUACCUUGAGGACGUCUUGGAGGAGCUGUCAUAUGGACCUGCCCCUGACCUAGUGAUCAUCAACUCCUGCCUCUGGGAUCUGUCCAGAUAUGGCCGCUGCUCAAUGGAGAGCUACAGGGAGAACUUGGAACGAGUGUUUGUACGAAUGGACCAGGUUUUACCAGACUCUUGUCUUCUGGUGUGGAACUUGGCAAUGCCUUUGGGGGAACGUGUCACUGGGGGCUUCCUCCUUCCAGAGCUCCAGCCCCUGGCAGUCUCUCUGCGACAAGAUGUGGUUGAGGGGAACUUCUACAGUGCUACUCUAGCCGGGAACCACUGUUUUGACGUCCUCGAUCUCCACUUCCAUUUCCGGCAUGCUGUACAUCACCGUCAUCGAGAUGGUGUCCAUUGGGACCAGCAUGCACACCGCCACCUCUCACACUUACUUCUGACCCAUGUGGCCGAUGCCUGGGGUGUGGAGCUACCGAAACAUGACCGUCUCCCAGCCCCAUGGAUUGAGGACUGGCCAGAGGUGGAGCAUUCAUUCCAGGGAAGUCAUAAGCAGCCCCCAGACUUCAGGGAGAAGCUGGCCUUGCCCCUGCUCCCACCUUUCCAUUUGCCUCCCCCCAUGUCUUUUCCUUACCCACUUCAGCCCUCACCACCUCCCUUGUUCCCACCCCUGCCCCAGGAUACCCCCUUUUCCCAAGGCCAGCCCUUUCCGCCCUAUGAAUUCAAAUACAAUGCAAUGGAGGACUUCUCAAUGCCAGGAUGUGGCCCUGGAAUGAACUCUGUGCCUGGCCCCCUGCCACCAUCAGUCUCUGGCCCUGUCUCCCACGGUCAACACCAGGGCCCAGUGGUCCACCGGGGCAAGCCACGUUGUGUUCUGAACAACCCCUACUAUGUACCAAGGAUCAGGGGCCCAUGCAGGCAUCGACUCAGACACUCAGACAGACUGAUCCACACAUAUAAACAAGACAGACGGGGACAUGCCCACUCAGGAACAUGGCCUUGGUAGGCAAGAUCUUAGGUUGGGGCUAGAGAUGCCAAUGGCCCUGGAGGGUCUGCCUGAUAACCUAGCUGUUGGGCCGGGGUGUUCUUGUCCAUUGCUGAUAUCAAUAAAAGCAUGGAAGGACAGAGUGACA